UUCUCCUCUUAUAGAGCAGAAGUGGGGACAUUUUAUGGCGCAGGCAAUGUCUGGGUAACCUUCCUCUCCCCUUUGCUACCUGUGGGGCUCGGCUGCUGCUGGAGCUCUGCAUCAAGCAGUGCUGCUUGGAGGCAUCUCACUGGGAUCUGAGGACAUCUGCACCCGGGGUGUCGGGGCGGGGAGCACCUCCCACACGUGGCGAGGGGCCAGGAAUAGGCAUGAAGCCCUCAUCUUCCCACCAGCGGUAGGCGUGGGGAGAGGGCAGUUUCGGCAGGGAGGAUUCAGGGAGGCUGUUGCACCAUGCUCCUCCCGUCCAGCAGCUCCUGCUGCGUGAGUCAGCCCUCAGCAGCCUUCCUGACCUCACCCACGCUAGAUGCCACCGAGGCCUGGUGUCCCUGGGCUCCUGCAGAAGCAGAGUGCGCUGGCUGCCCGUGUAUCCUGCCCUCCUGAGCCCUUCCAUGAGGGGCUGGAAGAAGGGAAGGGCAGGCUGGUCCAGCUCGGCAGCUGGCAGUGCCACGCUCUGUGGCUCCCUGGGUGUUUGCCACAUCCCGUCAGGUAGAGCAAGUGCUGUGGGUUGCAGGAUGAUCUGGGAUGUUGCUCACUAUGUAAACACCGUGACCACAGGGGAAAUGUUCUCACUCCACCGGCAUCUGUCUAAAUUUAGCUGCUCUGAGGUCAUCCUUUUCCUCUGUCUCCUUGCUCCUGAUGCUGCAAGACACAGCAUCCCAUCUGCCUGAGGCUUGCCCAGAGCGCUGCGGGUCUGACCCUGCUCCUGGGCAGUGACCGGACCCUGCUGUCCCCCCCUGGACACAGCAACCCCCAGAGGUGCGCCCACCACCAUCGCUGCCUGCUGCAUCUUCCUAAUGGGACACACUGGGAUUGACUGGGCAGCUUACUGGUGGGCAGUGGGAGCGUGGGAUGCUGACGAUGGUGCAAGAGGCUGUGCUGCCUGUGAGAUGGAGCUGAAGCCUGCUGUGAUAGUGGAGAAGGGUCUGGGAAUGCAUUUGUGCAGGGGUUAGGGAUAGCAGGAGCUGGAAGCAGUUGGAGAGAGGUGUGAUUAGCUCUUUUAUUAAUUAAUCGGUGCCGUACAUGGUGCAAGAUUUUCUCUGUGCAGCAGGCAAGCCGUUCCCAACAGAGAAACGUUGGUGCCCUGGGCAUGCUGGCAUCUCCUUGACAAUGCUGGGAGUGUUGACUGGUGUCGGGCUUUGCCACACCCUGCAGUGCAGGCGGGAGGGAUGGACAGGUGCAGCGCUGCCGCAGAGUCCUGCACGGCCCCAUCAUCACCCAGAACCCAGCCCAGCACGGGCAGCAGGAUGCUGCUUGCCCUGACAAAUGCAUCCUCUAGAGGGAAGUGCCUGUCCAGAAAUGGGUCUGUGCAGCUGAGCAGGGACACACCGGGGUAUGGCACUGGGUGGCUGUGGGAGCACUGGGACAGCAAACACCUACAACUAUGGCACAUUGCUGCUCUCCUGGCUCUUGUCCGCUCCUCUGGGUUCUGGGCUGGCACGGCCCGCAAGAAACACCAGAGCUGAGGGACACCCCAGCUGUGGGAGGUGACAGCCAGCCUGUCCCCUUGGCCCCAGCUCUGCCUGCACUUGCGCUGCCAAAAUUACAGCUAAAUUGCAUGGCCAAACCCUGCUGAUCGGCAACAGCUCCUGGUGCAGCCAAGAAAGGUGCUUCACCCCGCAAGGAUGCCUGGGACCAAGAGUGGGGCUACAGCAUCGUCAAGGUGGCCCCAGAACAACGUGAUGAGCCCUGGACCCAGACGAGAGCUGGUUGAGGUCUGGGUGAGCUCCUGGUGGGGCCAGGAACGGGAAUAGCAGUGGAUCCUGCUGAACAGAAAUGUGGUUUAGAGCUGUUCCUUUCCUGUUCUGGUUGUGGGCAGCGGGUUGCCCACACUGCCCUCUGGGCUCCCUUCCCAGCUACAAUCUCCAACUCACCCAGGGACCGCAGAGCUGGUGGCUGUGGGACCAAGCUCACAAAUCUCCAGCACGGGGCUUUGGGGUAGCAAAAGUCUCCAUGCUACAAGGCUCAACAGCCUCAUGGGCUACAGUCCUUCCAUGCACAGGGUGGAGGGAGAUACCCCAGCCCACAGCGGUCCUGUCUCCCUCCAGGGGAUUAUCAGAACCCUCAGCCUCCCAGAGUUGUCUGCAGAGUCCCUUCUCCCUCUGCUUUACAGAGCAAGAGCCCAUCAACGUGCUCGGGGUUGUCCUGGGCGUCGGGCUGGCUUUGCUGACGUUGGUGUUUCUUGGCUAUGCCAUAGUCCGGUGGUACCAGAAAGGCCAGUGUUGGCGCCGGCCUGACUUUGUCUUCAGCCUUUACCACACCUGCGGGCUGGGGUCGGUGGCGGUGGAGUUGGUGCCACCGUUCACCAUCAGCGGCUCGUUGAGCAGGGCAGGGAGCAGCUACGUGCCCUUCCACGACCGAGGGCUGUGAGGUGGGAGCCAGGCUGGCACCAGCUGUAUUUCUGCUGCUGUCCCACUCUGGCCGUGGGUGGCACUGGAAGGUGGCCAGAGCUGGUUGCCAUCCCCGUGCCAAUGUGCUGGUGCAGCUUUCCUUGGCUCGAGAUGGAAGAAGAGGGAGCUGCAUUAUC
Cuculus canorus (common cuckoo) is the source of this 2593-nucleotide messenger RNA. RefSeq names its product small integral membrane protein 35 (gene SMIM35). The record is from RefSeq and is a predicted model, not a curated record. NCBI's taxonomy places the organism in Eukaryota, Metazoa, Chordata, Aves, Cuculiformes, Cuculidae. Bases 1843 to 2436 code for a protein of 197 amino acids. The transcript is spliced from 4 exons.